This is a messenger RNA of Schizosaccharomyces octosporus yFS286, 1485 nucleotides long. RefSeq names its product membrane transporter. The transcript has 5 exons. Gene Ontology annotation, cellular component: membrane. Gene Ontology annotation, molecular function: transmembrane transporter activity. The coding region runs from base 1 to 1485 and encodes 494 amino acids. Gene Ontology annotation, biological process: transmembrane transport. The record is from RefSeq and is a predicted model, not a curated record. Lineage: Eukaryota; Fungi; Ascomycota; Schizosaccharomycetes; Schizosaccharomycetales; Schizosaccharomycetaceae.
AUGGAACUGAAGAAAUCUUCGUCAAAGCAAGAGGAGGUCGAAGAAAUUAGAACCAUUGAAAAACCCAUUGAUGACUCUUUUUUAAUCACAUGGGAGUCUCCAACUGAUCCUAAAAAUCCGAAAAACUGGCCCUAUGCUAGAAGAUGGGUGCAACUCGUAAUUGUUUCUGUUUUUGCGUUAUUGGGACCCAUGGCUUCUUCUAUGGUAGCUCCCUGCCUCGAUCAGAUUGCUGAACGCUUUCACAUCGAAAACUCAACAGAAAAAGCACUUGUACUUAGUAUAUACUUGCUGGUUUUUGCAAUUUCACCCAUGAUAAGUGCUCCCUUAUCCGAAAUCUUUGGCCGUCGAAUCUUAUUACAAGCAGGAAACGUCAUUUUUAUUGUUUUCAACAUGGCUUGCGGGCUGGCAAGGACCAAAGCUCAAAUGUACAUUUUUCGGUUUUUGGCCGGUUUUGGCAGUGCAACGCCAAUGGGUUUAGGAAGUGGGACAAUUAGUGAUCUUUUCACUCCAGAAGAAAGAGGACGAGCUGUCGCAGUCAUGUCCUUGGCUCCUUUGUUGGGUCCCACCAUUGGACCAGUGAUUAGUGGAUUUAUUGCUGAAUAUACAACUUAUAAAUGGAUAUUUUGGUCAACUACCAUUUUCAGUGGGUUUGUAUUUGCUCUUUCCAUACCAUUUCUUACGGAAACAUAUCCCAAAACCUUGUUGGGACGGAAAGCAAGAAAACUCAACAAAAUAGAAAAAACUCUGAAGUAUCAUACAGAAUGGCGGCUGGAGCAUAUCCCUCAACGUAAGCUUGUUGCCCCCGCCUUAAUGCGACCAUUAAAGAUGCUGACAACACAGCCUGUGGUAAUUUUAUGUGCCGGAUAUAUGGCUAUACAAUAUGGUAUUCUUUACCUAGUAUUGACAACGUAUCCUGUUUUGUGGACGCAUGAUUAUAACGAGCGUCCCUCCAUAGCUGGUUUGCAUUACAUAGCUCCUGGUCUUGGUUUAAUUUUGGGUAGUCAAGCAUCUGGGAUUUUUAUUGACAAAACGUUUCGUUUCCUGAAGAAGAGAAACAAUGGAAAAAUGGCACCAGAAUUUCGCGUCCCAGUUAUCCUAUUAGGUACGAUGUUUUUCCCGACUGGCUUAUUUGUUUAUGGAUGGACUGCCAAAUACCAUACCCAUUGGAUUGGUCCUGAUAUCGGUGCCGCAAUGUUUAAUGUUGGUCUUAUGCUGGGUUGGCGUGGCAUUCAAACUUAUUUAAUUGAUACCUUUAUAAUAUAUGCUGCAUCAUCAACUGCAGUUGCUUGUUGCAUUCGCUCUCUUGCAGCGUUCGGGUUUCCAUUAUUUGGACAAACGCUUUACGAUCAUUUAGGCUACGGAUGGGGAAAUUCACUUUUAGCUUUUAUCGUUUUGGGUUCUUCCAUAAUCACCUGUUCUAUCCUUUGGUUUGGAGGAAAACGACUUCGAGCAAUGUCAGACAUGGUUAUCUUCAAGGAUGAAUAA